UCUUUUUUUUUCCGUUCGCUCGUCCGAAUAACGUCUCCCCUAAAAAGCACCAUCAUUCAUUUCCCCCUGUCUCUCUCUCUCUCUCAUGUCUCUCACGCCUCUUCCAGUCCUCCUCCUCGCUCAUGGCCUCUAUAAAUAGCUACCUCCUCGUCCUCUCAAACUCCGGGGGCUCCGUUGGCGUUUCUCUUUCCUCUCGCAAUUAAUUGGAGAUCUAAGUGAGGGGAUCGCCACUUCUCUCCGUCGCCGAUCCCCCUUCUUCGCUCGCUCGCGCUCGAGGGUUUGAUUCUUGGGUUGAUUGGGAGAGAUGGAGGAGGGCUUGGUGCUGAACUGGGGGGUUUUCAGAGCGGUGCUCGCGAUUCUGCAGUGGUGGGGGUUCAACGUCACCGUCAUCAUCAUGAACAAGUGGAUCUUUCAGAACUUGGAUUUUAAGUUUCCUCUGACAGUAUCAUGCAUCCACUUCAUAUGCUCUUCUGUUGGAGCUUAUAUCGCCAUAAAAGUACUGAAGAUUAAACCACUUAUCGAAGUUGAACCAGAGGACCGUUGGAAAAGAAUAUUCCCUAUGUCCUUUGUUUUCUGCAUCAACAUUGUGCUGGGAAAUGUGAGCUUGCGGUAUAUACCUGUUUCUUUCAUGCAGACAAUAAAAUCUUUCACUCCUGCAACAACAGUUAUCCUUCAGUGGUUAGUAUGGAGAAGGUACUUUGAGUGGCGCAUAUGGACAUCACUGAUUCCCAUUGUUGGAGGGAUUCUUUUGACGUCUAUCACGGAGCUUAGCUUCAAUGCGUUUGGAUUCUGUGCUGCCUUAUUUGGUUGUUUGGCUACAUCCACAAAGACAAUCCUGGCAGAAUCCCUUCUCCAUGGAUAUAAAUUUGAUAGUAUAAACACAGUCUAUUAUAUGGCCCCCUUUGCAACUAUGAUACUGGCAAUACCAGCAGUGUUACUCGAAGGAGCAGGAGUUUUUAACUGGUUUUACACACAUGAAUCCAUCUUUUCUGCAAUGAUAAUCAUCUUUACCUCAGGAAUUUUGGCCUUCUGUCUCAACUUCUCCAUAUUUUAUGUGAUCCAUUCCACUACUGCUGUAACCUUCAAUGUAGCAGGCAAUCUGAAGGUGGCAGUUGCUGUCUUGGUCUCGUGGCUCAUCUUUCGAAAUCCAAUUUCUGGCAUGAAUGCUAUCGGAUGUGCAAUCACUCUUUCAGGCUGCACAUUCUAUGGCUAUGUGAGGCAUAAACUAUCUCAGCAGCAAUUACCUGGAACCCCUCGAACUCCACGAACACCAAGGACACCGAGAAGCAGAUUAGAGGUGACUCCACUUGUAAAUGAGAAGCAAGAUAAGGUUUAGUGCUCUGGAGAGCUUGAGAAGCAUUUCUCAUCAUUGGUUCACACCGAUGACAAGCAUUUAAAAAGAGUGUAAGAAGAUGAUAUUUAUUGGCUGUGAUGCUUCCUUUCUGAUCUCCACAGCUCCAUUCUCCGAAAGGUUUCAGGCUCUAAUCUAGAUUCCCGGCUAUGUGGUAACUGAGCAAUGAGAACUUAUCAUUUUUUCCCUCCCUUUCUGCUUUUUUGCUUUUUUAAUAAACUUAUAGGAGAACGUUUGUUAUAAUUUAAGCAGUGAACUCUUGAGGACUCUAAGCUUUAAAUGAAUAUAUGUUCUGUCUUCUCCAUUUUCACUAAUA
This is a messenger RNA of Asparagus officinalis (garden asparagus), 1667 nucleotides long. Its product is annotated as UDP-galactose transporter 1-like. Gene Ontology annotation, cellular component: Golgi apparatus. Bases 305 to 1336 code for a protein of 343 amino acids. The transcript is spliced from 5 exons. Gene Ontology annotation, molecular function: antiporter activity. The record is from RefSeq and is a predicted model, not a curated record. NCBI's taxonomy places the organism in Eukaryota, Viridiplantae, Streptophyta, Magnoliopsida, Asparagales, Asparagaceae.